AUGCUGUCCUUGCUCUGCGGAUCACUGCUGCUCCUCCUGGCCCAGCAGUGUGUGAGCGGGGCUGGGGGCCGCGCCGUGGCCCCCGGGGGCCGCCGGCCGGUGUGCCAGUGGCCCUGCCGCUGCGGGCCCCGGGCAGCGUGCGCACCGGGGGUGAGCGCCGUGCUGGACGGCUGCGGCUGCUGUAAGAGCUGCGCCCGGCAGCAGCGGCAGGCCUGCAACGAGAGGGACGUGUGCGACCCGCACAAGGGCCUCUACUGCGACUACUCCGCCGACCGACCCCGCUUCCAAGUGGGCGUCUGCGCCUACAUGCUGGCGGUGGGCUGCGAUCUGAACGGGCGUCACUUCGAGAACGGCCACGCCUUCCAGCCCAGCCCGCUCUACAAGUGCACCUGCAUCGCCGGCGCCAUCGGCUGCACCCCCGCCUUCACCCACACACCUGCCGGCCUCUUAGGCUCCGCCCCCCCGAAACCAGCAGGCCUCCUCAGCGGCCCCGGGGCCCGCAAGAACCUGCAGGACACCAGCUACAGGCCAGCUUACAGGGAUCCUCCUUUAGCCUGGAAGAGGAACUGCCUGGUGCAGACCACGCCCUGGAGCGUCUGCUCCAAGACCUGCGGUGUGGGCAUGUCCGUCCGCGUCACCAACGACAACGCCAAGUGUGAGAUGAGGAAGGACCGGAGGCUGUGUCUGCUGCGGCCCUGCGACAAGAACCUGCUCAAGAGCUUCAAGGCCCCCAAGGGGAAGACGUGCCGGGCCCAGGUCCCUGCGUGGCGCGCGGAGCGGCUGGUGCUGUCGGGGUGCAGCAGCACCCAGCGGGUGAGGCCCACCUACUGCGGCCUGUGUGGCGGCGGCGGCGCCGGUGGCGGUGGCGGUGGCGGUGGCGGCGCCGGCGGCGGCUGCUGCGUGCCCGACGCCUCCAGCAUGCGCACCUUAGAGUUCAGGUGCAAGGGCGCGGCCGGCGUGCGCUGGAAGGUGCAGUGGAUCACGUCCUGCGUCUGCAAAAGGAAGUGCGACGACCCCGGGGACAUGUUCACCGAGCUGCACUUCCUGUGAGGAGGGGAGGAGGCGGAACUUCCAGAGGAGGGAGGAGGCGGAGCUUCCAGAGGAGGGAGGAGGCGGAGCUUCCAGAGAAGGGAAGAGGCGGAGCUUCCAGAGAAGGGAAGAGGCGGAGCUUAGACACAAGCCUUAGGGACACAAGAGACAGAAACACACACAGACUAUAUAUUAAAUGGAGUAGACGUAGCUUAGACUUGUAUUACAGACAACGCACUGGGCUGUUAGGAGACAGACAGACAGACAGACAGACAGACAGACAGACAGACAGACAGUCAUACAGACAGACAGACAGUCAUACAGUCAUACAGACAGACAGACAGACAGACAGACAGACAGACAGUCAUACAGACAGACAGACAGUCAUACAGUCAUACAGACAGACAGACAGACAGUCAUACAGACAGACAGACAAUCAUACAGAGAGACAGACAGACAGACCUUCAUGUAGCGAUCUGCAGUCUGGGGGUGUCGGGAGGGCAGGAGGAGGCGCGGUCCAGCAGGUCGUACUCCUCUAUGAGGGAGGACAGGGACUCUGACGCCUGGCUGAACAGGCUGAGCUCCAUGCCCUCCUCCUGGAGGUAGUGGUGGAGAUGGGCCUGCAGGACACGGGCAACCGCUCAGAAACCCUCCAGUGUCUUUAUGAGCCCUCCCAUGUCUCUAUAAACCCUCCCAUGUCUGUAUAAACCCUCCCAUGUCUGUAUAAACCCUCCCAUGUCUGU
Molecule: messenger RNA, 1772 nt
Organism: Gadus chalcogrammus (walleye pollock)
Lineage: Eukaryota; Metazoa; Chordata; Actinopteri; Gadiformes; Gadidae
Gene: ccn6
Product: cellular communication network factor 6
Exons: 5
Coding region: 1-1050 (349 amino acids)
Biological process (GO): cell adhesion; signal transduction
Cellular component (GO): extracellular matrix; extracellular region
Molecular function (GO): integrin binding; heparin binding
Source: RefSeq, a predicted model, not a curated record